AUGGCGGAGAGUGGGGUGAGCGUGGCGCGGGAGCGCGGCGCGCGCUGGCUCCGGUUUGGGACGCUGACGCUGGGCCUGGCGGGCUCGCAGAUCAUAUGGAGCUUGGAGCUGGCCUAUGGGACGCCGUACCUGCUGGACAUUGGCCUGUCGAAGCAGGCAACCGGCCUCGUGUGGAUCGCCGGGCCGCUGUCGGGCCUUGUGACGCAGCCGGUGCUGGGCUCGCUGUCGGAUUCGUCGACGUCGCGGUACCGCCGGCGCAAGUACAUUGUCGGCUCGGCGCUGAUGGUGGCAGUGGGGACGUGCACGAUUGCGUUUAGCGAGCCGAUUGCUGCCGUGCUCCUCGACUCGCUCGGCGUGGGCUACGGCGACUGGGACCCGGUGCGGAAAGAGCGCGUGGCGCUGGUUGUGCAGACGUUGAGCGUGCUCGGCUUCUGGGUGCUCGACUUUGCGGUGAACGGCCUGCAAGUCAUUUCGCGCGCGCUGAUCCUCGACAAUGCGGGCAGCAGCGAGCAGAACGAGGCGAAUGCGUGGCAGGCACGUAUGCUGCAUGCCGGCAACAUUGUCGGCUACUGGUGCGGGUGGGCGAACCUCGCCGAGUGGCCUGCGCUCCGCUGGGUCGGCGGCGGCCAGUUCCGCAAGUUUGCCAUGCUCUCGAUCGCGGGUAUGGCCGCGUGCGUCGCGGUGACGGUGCUCGGUACGCCCGAGACGGCGUACCGCCACACGACGCCGCCGCCGACGCGCGGCUGGCAGCGCGUAUACGUGUCGCUGCAGCAGGUGUGGCACGUCGCCAAGCAGCUGCCGCUGUCGAUCCGGCGCGUGUGCCAAGUCCAGCUUUUGGCGACGAUGAGCUGGUUUCCGUUUCUCUUUUACAGCACGACCUACAUUGUGGACGCCGCGCGGCGGCACCACGACGGGCGAGAUGCGAGCGAAAAGAUCGGCAGCUUUGGCAUGCUCCUCUUUGCGCUCCUCUCGAUGCUUGCCGGCUCGUUUCUGCCGGUCGUUACGGUCGCGGGGCACGCUUCGCCCCAUGCGGAUGGCGGCGCGGUCGCCCCCCUCCGCUCUGCCUGGCGCCAGGCGACGCUCCGCUCAAUGUGGACGUUUGGGUGCCUGAGCCAGGCGCUGAUCCUCUUUGCGACGUUCUUUGUGCACACCCAGGAGCAGGCACUGGGCUUGGUGAUGCUGAUGGGCGUGCCUUGGAGCAUCUGGACGUGGGUCCCCUUUGCGCUCCUCGGCGAGUUUGUGCGCGAGGCCGAGGCCGAGCCGGCGCAGGACGCGGUCGAAGACCAGUGGUCCGCGCAGCAGAUCAUGGACCGCCACGAGCCGCGGCAGCGCACCUCGGUGCACGACCUCGAGAAUCCGAGCCGCCGCACGAGCGCGCACGAAGGUGUGGCGCCGCAGCGCAUCGUCUCGGGCUCGCACGUCUCGUCGGUCGUCUCGCGCGGGCGCGAGGUGCCUGCCGACGGCGCCGCGCCGCUCGAGGACAGUAUCCGAGGCGGCACGAUCCUCGGCAUUCAUAACCUCGCGAUCGUCCUGCCGCAGUUUCUGGUGGCGCUCAUUGCGUCGCUCAUCUUUCGCGUGACGAGCCACGCCCCGAGCAAGCACCGCCGUGGCGACGACGGCGACGUCGCGUGGGUGCUGCGUUUUGGCGCGGUAAUGGCGCUCUUUGCCGCGGCACUCACGCGGUACAUCCCCCUCACGCAGUCCGAGCGUGCCGCACGCAACAUUGCCGGCGUGCGCCUCCCCCUCGACGACGACGAGGAGCCCGAGGCGGCGCACGAUACGCCGUAG
Messenger RNA from Malassezia japonica, 1788 nucleotides. RefSeq lists its product as uncharacterized. The record is from RefSeq and is a predicted model, not a curated record. The transcript has 3 exons. Gene Ontology annotation, cellular component: plasma membrane. The coding region runs from base 1 to 1788 and encodes 595 amino acids. Lineage: Eukaryota; Fungi; Basidiomycota; Malasseziomycetes; Malasseziales; Malasseziaceae. Gene Ontology annotation, molecular function: sucrose:proton symporter activity.